UACCAGCAUUAUCUUUGUAGGACCAGUUGGACCAGCACUCAUUUCCAACUGAAGAGCAGAGCAGCAACAAGGUGUGUCAGCUUCUCACUGCAGUCAUGACCGAAUCCUUUGAAAAGGCAGCGGAGGAGGUGAAGUACAUAGGGAAACCACUACAACCUGUUGAAAUGGCCGAGCUGUAUGGUUUCUACAAACAAGCCACGGUUGGUGAUGUUAACACUGAACGUCCAGGGAUGUUGGACCUGGCAGGAAAAGCAAAAUGGGAUGCUUGGUUUGCAAAGAAAGGUCUGACCAGGGAGAAGGCAAUGGCUGAAUAUGUGACAUUCGUGGACCGUCUCAAGGAAAAAUAUGGAAUGAGUUAAACAAGUCACCCAUUUGUUUACUACAUUUGUUCUUACUUCAAAAUAGAACAGAUGUAGAACUUAUCUGACAUGUUGCUGCAAUAUUUAAGUAUACAUGCUCUAGAGCGAUGCUAAUUUGAUUCAUUUCCGGCAUUUAAAGGAACAGGUCAUCAUUUUGCGAACUUUAAGUUUUCUUGCUGAAAGCAUGUUUGUAUGUGUGUCUGCUGGUUAUAAAGCCAAAGCCAGCAGGCAUUUAGCUUACCUUUGCAUUAAAAGUUGAGGUGGAGGAAACAGCUAGUCCAUCCAUCCAUCAUCUAUACAUCGCUUAAUCCUCAUUCGGGUCGCGGGGGGGGGGGGGGGGCUGGAGCCUAUCCCAGCUGACUUAGGGCGAAGGCAGGGGACACCCUGGACAGGUUGCCAGUCAGGAAACAGCUAGUCACAAGGUUAAUCUGUGUUUCCCCUGUAAGCCCUGUUGGUGCAACCAGCCCCCAUUGGCUCUUGAUUGAUAUUUAGCAUACAGACAUCAAGGUGUCAUCAAUUUACUUGUUUCUCACAAAAACCAGCAAACAAGUACAUUUCCUAAAAUUCUGAACUAUUCCUUUAAACGCGGACACACUCAGAGCAUCUGUAUACAUGACUACUGGCAAAAAUAAAGACUUGUUCUUAAGA
Molecule: messenger RNA, 1007 nt
Organism: Stegastes partitus (bicolor damselfish)
Lineage: Eukaryota; Metazoa; Chordata; Actinopteri; Pomacentridae
Product: acyl-CoA-binding protein
Exons: 4
Coding region: 96-359 (87 amino acids)
Biological process (GO): fatty acid metabolic process
Molecular function (GO): fatty-acyl-CoA binding
Source: RefSeq, a predicted model, not a curated record